Molecule: messenger RNA, 1016 nt
Organism: Neofelis nebulosa (Clouded leopard)
Lineage: Eukaryota; Metazoa; Chordata; Mammalia; Carnivora; Felidae
Gene: MRPL46
Product: mitochondrial ribosomal protein L46
Exons: 4
Coding region: 44-889 (281 amino acids)
Cellular component (GO): mitochondrial large ribosomal subunit
Molecular function (GO): structural constituent of ribosome
Source: RefSeq, a predicted model, not a curated record
GGAUGCCGCGGGGAGCCGCGGUACCUUGUGGGAGAGCAGAAGAAUGGCGGCGCCCGUAAGGCGGACUCUGUUAGAGGCGGCGAAGGGCUGGCGGCGGUUCGAGGGGCACUGGGCCGGUAGCCUUGGCUCUCGCAGCCUAGCCCUUGCGGCCGCACCCUUGAGCAGCGGGUCUCCAUGGCGCUUGGUGGGCGCGUUGUGCCUGCAGCGGCCACCGUUGGUCUCGAAGCCGCUGACCCCAUUGCAGGAAGAGAUGGCGGCUCUGCUACAGCAGAUUGAGGUAGAGAGAAGUAUGUAUUCAGACCAUGAGCUUCGUGCUUUGGAUGAAGCCCAGCGACUGGCAAAGAGGAAAGCUGACUUGUAUGAUGAAGAAGCAGAUGAACAGAAUGUACUGUUGGUGCAGGAUUUGGAAGAUGUAUGGGAGCAGAAAUUCCUACAGUUCAAACCUGGAGCUCGCAUAACAGAAGCUGAUGAAAAGAACGACAGAACCUCGCUGCACCGGAAGCUAGACAGGAACCUUGUUCUAUUGGUCAAAGAGAAGCUUGGAGACAAGGAUGUGUGGCUACUUCCCCAGGCCGAGUGGCAGCCUGGGGAGACCCUCCGAGGAACAGCUGAGCGAACCCUGGCCACACUGUCAGAAAAAAAAGUGGAAGCCAAGUUCCUGGGAAAUGCCCCCUGUGGCCACUACAAGUUCAAGUUCCCUCAGGCAAUGCGGACCGAGAGUAGCCUCGGGGCCAGAGUAUUCUUCUUCAAAGCACUGCUCCUAACCAGAGGAGACUUCUCCCAGGCCUGGAAGAAGGGCCAGCAUGUCUGGGUCUGUAAGGAAGAGCUGGGCGACUAUUUGAAACCGAAGUACCUGGCCCAGGUUAGGAGAUUUCUCUUGGACCUCUGACGAACAGUGCUGCUGUGGACAGUGCUCAAACAGGCCUGCGACCAGGGCCUCAAGGACACUAUGUGCUGGCUCCGUCUUUGCAGGGAACAUCGUGCAACCAACUCAGAAAUAAACGAGUUUAUUCUUG